Molecule: messenger RNA, 5839 nt
Organism: Magallana angulata
Lineage: Eukaryota; Metazoa; Mollusca; Bivalvia; Ostreida; Ostreidae
Product: protein sprint-like
Exons: 18
Coding region: 352-4419 (1355 amino acids)
Biological process (GO): signal transduction; vesicle-mediated transport
Cellular component (GO): endocytic vesicle; cytosol
Molecular function (GO): small GTPase binding; guanyl-nucleotide exchange factor activity
Source: RefSeq, a predicted model, not a curated record
UUCUGUGUCUUUUGCUUCGAGUACCGAACAAAGACACCCAAAAUAACUUAAGUAAAUACCUGUACACCUGACAAAGGUAAAAAGGGAAUAGCUGAACAGGUAGCUCAGUUAUUGUGUGUUUUUCUAUGGAGAAAAAAGUCAAAAAUUGACACCAUGGUAUAUCUUCCCUGUUUCUCCGUUUUUCUAUGUCAGUUGUCCUGAACCACACAGAUCGAGUUCAUCCAGUGAAAUUUGAUGUGUCAAUAUUUUGUUUUUCAACAUGGAUUUUAAGGAGUUUAAUAAUUGCAGACAAUGGACACAAUAUCAGCAGACAGACAGACAGUGAACGCAGACCACAACGAUUAGACCAGAAUGCUGCACAAUAGAGAAGCGGGCGGAAUGGAGGACCAACAAAAGUCGGCCUAUCAAAAGCAUAAUUUGCAUAGACUGGAAUUUGUAUUGAUGCUGAACAACAUUGCAAAUGAUCUGGACCUCUUGCUGAAUGACUUCUGCACCAUAUACCCAACCAAGGAGAACCAAGUCACAUUCAAGGCUUAUGGAACGGGUCAGUCAUGCAAUUCCAGUCACAUGGUCGGAGAGGAUAGCGCCUUUGGGACCCUAGCGUCGACUGACAGCUAUUCCCAAGACGAGAAAAGUGAAACGCUGAAAUCCAGACACCUGACUGUCCUUACAUUACCACAAGAACAGAAUCGAGAAGUCCCCAGCAUUAUAUACGAACCUGAGGUUCAUGGUGGACCUGUCAGAACUUGCAGUGAGACGAACCUUGAACAGCGUCAUAUAUCCUUCCAAGAGCGCCUCACCAAGACACACCCUAUCUGGUAUUUACCGGAUAUUGGCAGAUCUGGAGCAGUUCAUCUCUUGAAGGACCGCGAACCAGGAACUUUCAUCAUUAGAAAUUCUAGUCAGACCAGCACACUAGCUCUGUCAGCUCAGUUCCCUGAGAAGAGUCGAGCCAAUGUAGACCACUACCUUAUUCAGCAUUCAGAGCGAGGCUUUCGAGUGCAGGGCUCGUUGCACUAUUUUGCCUCCAUUUUCCAUCUUUUGGAUCACUACCACCACUGGACGGAUGAACUGCCCUGUCCACUUCUCCUACCCCCCACUAUCCGCAGAGCCACAACCCUCCAAGAGCUGACAUCAUUAUCAUAUCUAGGUCAAGAUUUCUGGACAUCCUACAAGUUUGACAGAGGUUCUCGGAUGGAUUUAUCCAUGAGUAAGCCCAACCUUCAUAAAUCCAAGAGUGAGCCAAUCAACAUUAUCCAUGGCAGUCACUGUGUUCCGCGAAAUCCUGUACAAGUGUUUCACCAGCAAGGUUCUUCCAGUACCUUGGACACUAUUGGGAAAUCCAGCCAAUCCUCUCCUAGGAGCCUGAAUCGGGCCCAUUCUAGUGUAGAAGACAAUGUGGGUGGGUGCCUUGAGCACAGUAGACCCUCCGUGGAAGGAAGUUCCGCAGAGAGUCUUCUCUCCAAUGAUUCUGGUGGAGGAUCAGUCAAGCAGCCCUCUCAAACUUCAUUGUAUUUCACAACCUCACUAGAUUUACUAAACAUUCCAGAAGAAAACCAGUAUUUUAAGAGUAACCUGUCAGACAAAAUGUCGGAUUAUGAGGACAUUUGGCGCCAUUCUGUGUCCUCGCAUGGUCUCUUGAGUCCGCCUCCAUCCACACCAAAGGAAAAGCCCACGAAAAAGUUAAGGAAGAAACAAAAGGAUGCAAUUCAGGAGGAAUCCAAAGAAAAAGAUGUCAGUGUUGAAAAUGUGUGUGAAAAUCACCCUGCUAAUAUUGAUACAGUGCCUGAAAAACAAGUAAAUAGUGAUAUCAAUGCUUCCACAUUUCCUUCUCCAAAACCCAAAUCGAGUAUACAUAGAACAUUGAGUUUAGAUGAUUACAAGAUUAAAAAUGCUGUGCGAAGUGAAGAUAUAAAUGCUGAUCUAUUACAAGUGAAAUUUCAAACCAGUUCUGUACAAACUCAGACAAGCCCGAAAGUGAAAACGAAACCCUCCCCUCUUCCUGUUAGUGAUGACACUUCAUCCACCUCGACUGCUCUGUCGUCUGCUAAAAGCCCAGUGUAUGCAGAGCCAUUUGAUACGUUGAAUGAUGUGGAUGUAAAGAAGGUCAACCGAAGGUCAGCACCUACAAUGGGAAUCCAAAAAAGGAAAGCCAGAGCUGUAUCCCAGACUCCAGAACUGGAAACUAUUUUCUCCCCGGGUUACGAUCAUGGUGAAGGAACUCAAACAUUUCAUCAGUUUGAGCCUCAAAGCUCAAAAAAGGGUGCUGAUCAUAAAGCCUUAAGAAGGACUCAAAGUGCUAAAGUGAAAUCUGCAAGUAAAUCGGACAUGGAAAGUGACCGUUUACUACCAUCAAUAAGUGCCUUACGUUUGGACAGCAAAAAAAUUGUGAUUAAGAAAAAUGAGCGUAAGCGUACUAAAAGUAAAACUGACCUUCGUACACAGUGUGCUGGUAAUAAUGCAAGUCAGACCAUUCAUCAGAGCCGAGAGUUUUCAUGGGAGGAACUAUCUAAGGAACAGCAGAAUGAUGUGACUUCCACCCUAAGGAAAUUCCCUGUGUACAAGAGAAAAAUCUCUUGUGAAUCUGAGUCCACAGAUGUGACAGCAACAAUGGAAGACAUUAUAUCAUCUGUCAACCCCACAAUUCCUGUAAAACCUGUGCAAUUUCUCGAUAUAAAGCAUCGGUUUAACAGUCCCUCCGAAUAUGAUAACUUGAGAAACCCCUCCACGGACAACAAUCGCCAGUCGCAUCUCAGCACUGGUACUGUGUUUUGUAAUCCCUGGGAUAAUGUGUCCUUCGAAGCUUUAAUGAACCCCAAGUUCUUCCCUACCAUGGAUGUUAAUGAGAGGAUUCAAGCCUGGCAAACAUCGCAUAAUGGAAGAGACAGUGUGAUGACAGAUGACAGUACUCUGGAUUAUGUGUCUGGUGAUGAUGAUGAUGUUGAUGAUGAUGAUGAUGAAGAAAGUUGUGAUGAAGCUCCAGAAGUCAUCAUUUAUCCACCAUCAUCGGAGGGAAGUGUUGUGAUGCGGAACCGUGGUUGUGAUCCCCAGACUUCUAGUCACCCACCCCCCAGAUUACCCCCCAAGUUAUACCCCCCACAGGAUUACCCUGAUGUGUGUAAGACUGCAAUGAAAUCUGUGAUAGAAAACCGUCUGUCUGUUCAUAGCUAUGGAGGUUUUGGAGAUAACUUGCCUAAAUCCCCAGAUAGCAGACUUUUUCAGCAGAUGGCAUUUCCAUUACCUAAAGAAGCCAAAAAAGGAACCAUACCAAAGACACCAGAAUCUAAAAUCAUAGAUUACAUUUGCAGACUUUCUAAGGACAAGAGCACAACCUUUGGGUGUACGAUAGAGAACUUUAUCCAGUGUACACUGGAGAGCCAGGAGACAAACCCUCAUCACGUCACCAGGAAUGUACGUCAGUUCAUGACAGGAAUUAGGAACUAUCUCGUAAAGCAUGGAGAGGGUGAACUGGAGGACCUCAUUGAGCAUGAGCGAUCUCGACUGAGACAGGAUGAGAUCCUGAACAUUGACAACAUCAUCGAGCGAUCGCUCCACAUCUGUGUUUUACAUCCACUCAAGCUCCACAUCUACAACCUGUUUGUCACAGAGUACACAAGGAAUGGUAGUUUGCAGACUCUGUCCAGCAAUGUUAGAUACGCUAGAACUAAGUCAGCCAGGGACAUUGGAAUCAGACCUGAUAUCCCACUCCCAGACUCUGGUACCAUGGACACCAUUAAAGGUCACCUACACAGUAUGCAGAAGGCAUACUCUCCUCUCAAGAAAAUGGAGUGUCUAUUGGCCGCUACUUCAACCAUCUACAAAUGUAUGACUCAAAAUUUGAACAAGAAAGAAGGUGUGGUGACAAUCGGAGCUGAUGAUUUUCUGCCGAUGCUGAUCUAUGUCCUGGUGCAGUGUGGGAUUGUCGCGGCUGAGAUAGAGGCGGACUACAUGUGGGGGCUGAUCCACCCCUCCCUGCUCAAUGGAGAGGGGGGAUACUACCUCACGUCUCUCAGUAGUGCUGUGCUGGCUCUCAAGAACUUCAAGAACAUGCAAGGAUCCCUCUCUGAUCAGCAACAGAUGGAAGUGCCAACCCUGGGGGAUAUGGAGGGUUUUCUGAAGGUUGCGAUCCCUGAUGAACUGAGGGACUCCAUCAUCUGGAAGACACUUCCUGUCCGGCCCAACAUGAACACAAAGGAUGUCUGUUCGAUGAUUGCUCACAAGUUCAGAAUAACAAAUCCACAAGACUACGGCCUCUAUCUGCUCGUCAAUGGAGAAGAAACUCGUCUUGGUGAUAUGAACAUUCCUCAAGUGAUAAAGUCGGAACAUAACUCGCAAGGGAGGCAACCUGUUUUUGCAUAUAAAAGAAAUGCAGCAAUGAUAGCCUGGCCAAUGGCUGUCAAGAAGCAACAGAGCUGCUAACUGGACACGCCUCCUGAAAUACUGGUAGUUAAAAGGAAAUAUGUGACAUUUGUCUUGAUAUUCCACUGAUUUUCGUCUUUUUGGUCUUUUAACCAAUUCAUUGAAAGAAGUUUUUACAAAAGGAAUUUGAGCUUAUCUUAUUGUUGCAUAGACUGCAAAAUUUCAGUUCAGGUGUCAAAUGAUUUUAUUUCAACCUAAGUUGUUAGAAUUUUAAAGAUAUUUUACUUCUUUUGUCAGCAUAGACACAAGAAUGAAGCAUUUUCUAUUGUUUUGUCCUACAUUUUAUUGUAAUUCCUUUUUUUUUUGGAUGUGUCGAGCAAACACUGUAGUUAGGAAAGCAUAUGCUAUUUUACAGAAUAUGAUUUGCAACAGAUUCCAAAGUUUGGUGCUAUUUGUAAGAUACACUCAUUGUCAAGAUCUAUGGUAUAACCCUGCCUUUGGAUUAUAAUUGUCACCUUCCAUAUUAGUUCCUGUAUCUUCAGUGCAAUAAUGUAGUUACUGUAUUCCAAAGGUUCAACACUCAAAGUAUGGUUGAUACUAGAGAGGGAUACGCACACUGUUGCAGCCGCUUGUUUUUCUGAUUGCAUACAUUGUAAAAUAGAGAGAUAGGAGACUCAAGGAGGAAGAGAAAUAUUGUGUGUCUAUGGUUCCGUCCACUUUGAAUUGUGAAAAAGCAAAAACGUUUGUUUUGAUGCCCUUAUUUCUGUACUGUAUCAUGAUUCUUGUAAUAUUCCUUUAUACGCAAAAACAAACAAAUUACAAAUAUGAUGACCUGAUAAUACCAUUUAAUUGUAAGACUAUGGCUGUUUUAUGACCCCGUUGAAGAUGUUGAAUUCAUUUACGCAUCAGCAUUAUAAACAUGACCACUGUCGGCUGACAUUACAGCUGUCCAACCCUUUACUCACCACCAGUUAUUACUGUAUAUCAACCAUCACUUUUGAUCCUGCAGCACUGUUUAUAGGCUGGCCAAACAUUUUUAUCCUACCAUUGAUACAUUUACAAUGUGAUUUUAUAGAUGUCAGUGUUAUUGAAUUUUGUAAAUAUUGUUCUAACAAUACUAUAUUGAGAAUCACAUCGAGCAUCAGGUGCCAUAUCUACAGUAUUACAUUGUUAUGCAGUCUGAGUAUUCACAUGUACGUUUGUAUACUGUUAUGCCUUCUAUGGUUUGUUGAUUAUAGUUCAGACUCAGUUUGUUAUCAAUACAUAUGUCUCAGCAUUAUUUUUGUAUGUUUGUGUUAGGUAGCAUAACAACAGUGCAACUGUUAUGUGUGUGUGCGUUGUCAACCAGACAUCUCCAUUUUAUCACGUUUGGUGCAUGUACAAUGGUACACAGUUGUUGUAUGACCACUUAUUAUGUUAUUGUGGAGUGAAAUAAGUAAUUUCACAUCCUGAUCUUUUAUGAAAUAAACAAUAAAUUAUU